This is a messenger RNA of Talaromyces proteolyticus, 2115 nucleotides long. RefSeq names its product LCCL domain protein. The transcript is spliced from 2 exons. NCBI's taxonomy places the organism in Eukaryota, Fungi, Ascomycota, Eurotiomycetes, Eurotiales, Trichocomaceae. The coding region runs from base 1 to 2115 and encodes 704 amino acids. The record is from RefSeq and is a predicted model, not a curated record.
AUGAUCGAGGGGAGCAAUGACGAAGAACGAGGACGUAUAAUCGCGCCUCCAUUGACCCCUAUCGGGGACGAUGAGGAUGACGGUCCUGAUGUGCAUAUACUCGGCGUCGAGGCCGAAGACGAAGAGCUGAACAAUGUGACGACUUUUCGUCUGCCGAUCUGGCUCAGAGAGUCGUCUGCCACUUUUCGCUGGCGCUGGGUUCCGUUGCCAUUAAGGAAAGCAGGGCGUGCAACAGCUACCUGGGUUCAAGGCCCUGACCCACCUCACGAUCUGCUAUUUCGGCCUUUCUUUCCAAAGUUACAGGAGCUCCCAGUACAGCUACUUGAGCGUUAUGCACCUACAAGACCACGCAAGAUUCUGGCGCUGCUUUUCGCCUACUUUUUUUGGUUCCUUACUUGGUUUCUCAUCUUACUCAAGUCCCACUCGUCGGGCAAUAUCGAGGGCUACGGGCUGCCGCAGUCCAUCUCAUGUGCUGCUAGCUACUGGUCGUCUGGAAACAGUUGCGGCUUAAAUGGCAACGAUUGUCGCCCUUUCAAAGCCUCGCCUUUUGCUUUCCGUUGUCCAGCAAACUGCAAAUCCCUCAUUCUCCUCGACGAACGUACCGUCGGCAAUCAAACCCUCAACUACCAACCCCUUGUUAUCGGUGGGCCUCAGCCUGACUCUUCUGACCUCGGCGUAUACCGUGCAGAUAGCCACAUUUGCCAAGCUGCAAUACAUGCAGGUGUUGCUACUGAUGCGGCCGGCGGCUGUGGCGUGGUGAAGCUGAACGGGGCCGCGCACUCGUUCCUAGCAUCUACGCGCAACGGUUUCACAUCUACGGAAUUUGCAUCGACAUUUCCCAAGUCAUUUGGCUUCAUCCCACUUUCUGCGUCUCAGGCUACCUGUCCCUCUGAUCCACGAUGGCCCCUGCUCGGAAUCACUACGACGGCCGUCGUCUUAAUCUCUAUAUUUACAACAUCACCCGCGGUGUUUUACUUCAGCACCUUUGGUAUACUUAUCACCCAUGUAGGCGUGGUAUCCGAUCCACCAAAUCUGCCGACGCUCACAGAUUUAUUCUCAAUCCUACUAUCGCGUGUCCUUCCGGCAUCAUUCAUAGCGUACGUGCUAUAUCUCUAUGCAGUUCGUUUGCUGCUGAGACACUUAUCUACUCCUGCAUAUCAACUGGAGAGAACCAUUUUAUACCUUACACCUGCAUUCAUUGGGGCUCUAAACAACUAUACAUUUGCUCUUUGGAUUCCCCUUCAACGACUCACCCCACACGACCUACAAAACCAGCCUGGUGCCAAACUUGCACUUGGGAUAGUGAUCACAAUCAUUAUCACCAUUGUGGUUACACAAGCAUGGCUCAUCCGUCAAGCGGGCUUAAUGCCACGCUAUCUCAAAGUUUAUAUCUCCUUCGUAGCUCUUCUCCUCUUCUUGAUGGCUCUGCCUGGACUCCGUCUCCGAAUACACCACUACAUCCUUGCAAUGCUGCUCAUGCCAGGCACAAUCAUCCCAACACGCGCAUCGUUGAUCUACCAAGGCCUACUCCUCGGUCUCUUCAUCAACGGAGUCGCCCGUUGGGGAUUCGCGUCUAUCGUCGAAACACCAGCAGCCCUGGGUGAAGACCCGACAACACCAGGUGGAUGGUGGGGUGCGUCAUACCCAAACAUCACCAACACAUCCGUCUCUAUCCACCUGGACACUCCCUCCUUCCCACCAAUCUGGCAACAAACUCAAUACCCUGGCAACGGCAACAUCACAUUCAAUCUCUGGGAGCACGAGCGAAUGGAGCAUCUUGGCGUUGACGGGAUCAGCGUGCUAGUCAAUGACGUUGAGCGCUGGCGUGGAUAUCUUGACGAGAACCGCAAGGGGAAAUUCACCUGGCGCCGCCACGGUAAAGCAGGAUUAGAGCUUGUCAACGCCGACCUCAACACGGAUGAUGUUGACAACAACGCUUCUUUCACGUCACUCGAUAACACAAACAGCGACGAAAACCACGACGCACCGCAGGAUCUUUUCUUCCGCUUUGCGUUCAUGAAAGGCGCUUCGACGGGCCAUUACGGUGGAGCUGGCGUCUGGCUGAAGGACGGAAGAUGGAUCAGUCCUGAGCCGCAGAAGAAGCCCGAUCCAUGA